UGGUGAUCUCGCGAGAUCCGCAAGGCAUUCUCUCUUCUACUUCUUCAUUUUUUUUUCCUCCGUUGACUCGUCGCAGUGAUCAAGCUGCUUAUAGAGUGAGCUCAGAGAUCAGAAACGAGUCCGCGGAUUAUUAUUACACGUCAAGAAAAACAUGACUCUGAAUUAAAAGUGUACAGACUGACAGAGGGAAUGGACCCGAGGCUAAGCUGCGGCUCUCCGCGGGAGGACGGUGAGCUGGAGGACGGGGAAAUCUGCGACGAUGAGACGGAGGAGAAACAACAGCAGCAGCAGCAGCAGCAGAAGAAGAAGAAGCCGCAGGGCGCGAGGCCUGGAACCGGAUCGCGGAAACCCAAAACGUCCACACCGCGAUCCAAACCCACUGGUAUGGGAUUGGGAAAGGACUUCCGGGCUCCUCCGCCGCCAUUCAGACCCGGACCCAUGCUGCACGCUUCGUUCACCUCCUGUCCCACCGGCCCCGACCGGUUAGAGCCGCCCAGUCCCAGAACCAGCUUCUGGGAGCGCAGUCACGGGGCACUGGGCCGGCUCCGGUACCGGGGGAGGGCCGGAGAGGGCCGAGUGGACAGAGCGCGAGGGGCCGGUAGGGGCAGAAAUGUUCACCGGAAAGAUUCGCCCAACUGGAAACAGAAGCAGGGCGGCCGGGCCGCGGGGCGCAAACCCGCUUACAUCUCCCCCAAAGUGGAGAACGGCAUGGACGAGAGCUUCGAGGAUCUGCUGAUGAAGUACAAACAGAUCCAACUGGAACUUGAGUGCAUCCGCAACCAGGAGAGGAGAGCGCUGAAACCCAGCGAGGACUCACCGCAAAGGGAACAAGAGGACACACCCGCUGCAGAGACGCUGGCAACAGCCCAGGGGCCGGAGACGAACCAGCCUGAAAAGAGAGAGGAGCAGGAAGAGAGGAAGUCGUUCCAGGCGUUUAACCUACGACCGCUCAGACAGAAACUGCUCACGCCUGCAGAGAGAGAUGCACUGAACACUAAGACCACCCAGGGGGUGGAGCAAAAAGAGGUGGGGCAUAUCGAGGAGGGUGAAGAGGUGAGAAAGGAAGCGGAGAAGAGUCCUGUCCAGCCGACGACACCGAAAGAAGCUGAAGAAGAUGAGGAAGAGGAAGAGUCAUCAGACCUAAGUAUCUCACUCAGCAAAGAGGUCAACAAAACCGGCAAGGAUGAAGAUGACGAGCUCUCGGAGCUGCAGUUGCGUCUUCUCGCUCUACAGUCAGCAAGUCGCAGGUGGCAGCAGAAAGAACAACAGGUGAUGAAGGAGAGCAAGGAGAAACUUAACCGUGUCAAAACCACACCUGACCACUACAGGGUUACCACCAGGUCCGCCUCUGCUGGGAGGGGUCACCCAGGGGCAGGGGUGAAAGGUCUGGAGAAGGGCAAACUCCCCAGUAGACCAGGCACAGAGCGGAGCAAAGCACCACCCAAAGGACAUGCCGCUAAACACACUCUGAGCCCAGUGUCGAAGCAGGCGUGGAGGAAACAGCAGCUGCGGACGUGGAAGCUGCAGCAGGAGGCACAGAAACAGAAGAGCGAGGAAGAGGAGGAGAAGAAGAAGAGAGAGGAGGAAAUCCGCAAGAUAAGGGACCUGUCCAAUCAGGAGGAGCAGUACAACCGCUUCAUGAAGCUAGUGGGAGGAAAACAUCACACACACACUAAGUCUUCAGAUCCUGAACACAGAAAGUUGAAACAAGGACUCGACUCUGCGGGUAAUCUGUACCAAUAUGACAAUUAUGAUGAAGUUGCCAUGGAUACGGACAGUGAGACAAAUUCUCCAGAUGCUUCUCCAGCACGCGAGCCGUUUGGCGCAGUAGGGGCUGUGUACGCUCCAGUCUCUGUGUUGUCGUUAAGCUCCGCCCCUCUCAGACAGGACGUGUCUCAGUAUUGUGUGGAUCCAGUGGGUGUGGUUUCACAGACUCCACCCCCUCCUCCACCCCCAAUGCCCCCUCCAGAGGACUCGGAACGUCCACCCAAACCUCCGUUUGCUGAUGAGGAGGAGGAGGAGGAGAUGAUGCUGAGGGAGGAGCUUCUAAAAUCGCUAGCGAACAAACGUGCAGUGAGACCAGAGGAUGCAUCCAGUAACAGUGGCCCGCCCUCUCCAAUCAGACCUGUAGCCCCACCCACCAUCCGAGCCCACACUGCUGCUUCUGUCUCUCUGGGGUUCAGCACUAGCUCCACUCACUCUCGAACUUCCAGCAAGUUCGGUCGAGGAGCAGGGGCAUCUAGAGCUCCACUGGUGCUGCCAAGACACAAAGCCGUGGUCAUUCGCCUGAACGCGUCCGAUGACAGUGAUUCUGAGAUGGAGGCCUCCAGUUCGGCACAGUGUGUGUUCGGUGGUCUGGAGUCGAUGAUUAAAGAGGCGCGGCGAACCGUGGAGGCGAGACCGAGAGCUGUUCCUGUGGCUGAGAAGGAGAACAACCCACUACGGACACAGGACACUUUACCAGAGGGAGCGGCGAUGGAGUACCGCCUCCUGAGGGCGGAGUUAACCAGUAGAGAGAAUCGGCGAAUGGGGAAAUCCGAUUCUGCCGCCUCCUCUCCUGUUGGAUUUGACUCCGAUGUGGAUGUGUUGGGAAAACCAUCAGAAAUCAGCGAUACGGAGGAGAAACUCGCCAAACACCAUGCUCAGCUGCAGAAGGACCUAGCUCUGCUCGAGCAGCUCCAUCAACAGGAGCUCAGGAAGAAAGAGUCACUGAAACUCUCAGAGGCCAAAGUGAUGCGACUAAAAGAGCAGCUGCUCGCUGCAGAGAAAGUCGCCAGUGCAAACCGAGUGCUGCUGCGCAAACUGCAGGAACAGGUCCAGCGUGUGCAACACCGUGUGGCAGUAAAACAGCAUAAUGCCCUGCGAAUGGAGAGAGAGCUGCUCUCUCAGACAGGAGUACUGAGAGGGAACUACAAACGCAGCAACACACAACUCUCAAUGGGGAAGCGGCACCGUGUGGACCUCUCUGACGCGCACUACGCGGAUCUGAUGGCGCAGAAGAAGCGUCUGCAGCAGCUGGAGAGCGAGUACGCACUGAAGAUCCAGAAGCUGAAGGAAGAGCAGGCUUUGCGUCAGGCCAACACUCCCAUCAUCCCAUGCGACGUCACACAGCCCUCGCUUCACGACCUUACGCAGGACAAGCUCACGCUCGCUAGCGACGACCCCGGUGAUGAUCCUGACCCAGAGGGGGUGGAGCCACAGCCUGUUAACUCCAAGACCACCACGACUCGCCGUCGCUCUUUCCGUGAGUCUGGGUCUUUUACUAAACCCAAUCUGAGUCACACUGAGACUCCGGUCACGCCCACAACACAGACCAUACCCACUGUGUCUACCAAACAAGCCACGCCCCCAACAGAACUGCUCGGCCUGUUCGGCCUGGGCGUAGAGGACCUGCGGCUGCGCUAUCAGCAGUGUGAGACGCUAUCAGACCUCCUGAGACUGGAACUCUGUGCACAAGGUGGCGCUCUGAUGGACAUCCGGCCCAGUGAGAGGGUCAUUCAGGUGGACUUUGACCCCAUGGCGCCUCAGCAGGUAUGGAGCGAGCUGAAGCCGGUUCCGUUCGGUCCGUACCGCAGUCCACUCCUGGUGUUCAGAUCGUACAGGUUCAGUCCAUAUUUCCGCACUAAAGAGAAGCUCUCUCUGAGCUCCAUCACCUACAGCCAUGCCAUAGAGCCGCGAAAGUGCUUCUGCCGCUUCGACCUGACCGGAACCUGCAAUGACGACGACUGCCAGUGGCAGCACAUGAGGAACUGCACUCUGAAUGGAAACCAGUUGUUCCAGGACAUCCUAUCCUACAGCCUUCCUCUGAUUGGCUGCUCAGAUGAGAGCUCCACCAAUGACAUCACCCGAGCUACAGAGAAGUACAUUAAGAAGCUGUUUGGAGCGAACAAGGACCGAAUGGGUUCGGACCAGAAAGCGGUGCUGCUUGUCAGUAAAGUCAAUGAAAGCUUACGGCAUGUUCCACCAUUUACUACUCACAAACAGAGGAGGAAAUGGAGACCGGAACCGCACAGAACAUCACCUGACCCCAACACUGCGGCUGAGAGUGAGGAGGAGAAUAUAACCAUACCUGUUGCUGCCGAGGAGGACGGGUGUGGGUCAGACUGCCGGUCCAUGUCGGAUGUGUGUGUCACUCAGGACGAUAAGCGGUAUUUCGACACUGAGACAGAUGACAUUUCGAAUCUGGAGUACAGUGUGUUAGACAGCCCGAGUGACCGACAGCUGUGGAUUAAACUCGCCUACAGAUACCUCAACCAGAAAGACACCAGUGCUGUGACCGAGUGUGUGGACGCUGCACUGAACACGCUCUCGCGCGCUCUGGAGGAUAACCGUGAGGACGAGGAGCUGUGGUGUCACUACCUCACACUGUUCUCACGCCGGGGCAGCACAGACGACGUGAGGGAGAUGUGUGACAUGGCUGUGGAGCACGCAGCACACUAUACUGUGUGGUGGACUUACCUGAGCAUUGAGAGCUCUUUUGAUGGAAAAGAUGUGGUGUGUAAACGGUUGCUGCAGUUCCUGAUGGAUCCUGCUGAUGGCGCUGUGGAGGAGCUGUCAUCGUUUCAUCUUCUGGAGGCGCUGCUGUACCGAACACAGCUCAGUGUGUUUACCGGCCGCGUGCACAAUGGCCAACACAUCCUGCAGGAUGCGCUGAUGUCCGAGGGUGUCGUGUCAUCACGUCUCACUCUGCCUCACCGCUGUGUCGCGUGGCUCUGCUACAUCCAUCUGUGUGAAUUUGGGACGCUUCCUGCACACCUGUUCGAUCCGGCUAACUCCAACCCGUCCCGGAUCGUCAGCCUGGAGCACUUCCUCUUCCCCUGGAAGUUGAGUGAGGAUGUGCACACUCCUCCUGAACGCCUCGUCACACUGUUCCAGGAUGCGUUAUCGAGGUGUGUGGACAACGGCGCGUCUCCAGCUGAAUGGACGCUAGCGUGUCUGCCCCUGUACCUCAACCUGCUCCACCUGCACAAAGUGCUGGGAAGGCUGAAGGAAGCCAUUGCACUGUGUGUGAGAGCACUGGAAGAGGUCCCUGACUGCUGCCCCCUGCUGGAGAUCCUCAGUGAGCUGCAUGUGGCAGGUGGAGAUGCGAACGAAGCGGCGUGUGUGUGGCUGCGUGCACACAGGCUCCAUCCUCAUGAUGCCCGAGUGUUUUACAGUCUGUGUAAAUGUCUACACACACAGGAGAGACGCGUUGAGAUUGAUAUCCUCUUUCAGCAGUUUGUGUGGUCUCUGUGCAAUGGUGUUCAGGAAGAUCUCCUUCCUGCAGUGGCCUUACGGCAUUUAUUAGGCGUCCCGUCAGAGGACCUGCAGCACUCUCCCUCGCUCCCCUCGCUCCCUGAGCAGCUCCAGGAUCAGCUCCCCUACCUGCACCUCACACACUGUUUCUGGCAGUCAGUGCGAGGCAGUACGGUUGAGGCAGUGGAGGCUUUCGAGGCGGCGCUGGGAGCCAUCUCAGAUCUGGAGGUGGUGAAGAAACUCUGGCUUGAUUAUCUCCUCUUUACUAGCAGUAAGCUGGCAGGCCGAGAGCUGCGAGUGUUCAGUGAUCUGGUGCAGCGCUGCCUGAACACAGUUCCUAGCAGGAUCACCCUGCCCUACCACAGCACCACCUACUGGAGCUGCUACAACUUCCACAACCAGGUGAUCUCCUUCUAUCUGAGUUUCCUUCCUUCCUUGCUCCACUCAUCUGCUUUGGAACGAUUCAGAACCGCAAUGCCCAGCAACACUGAACUCAGCCUCAGGGUCCUGCAGCAGGAGUGGAGUGAUGAGAACGUGGAGCAGAUGAAGCUGCAGUCCCGCCUGAUGACUGCGACGGUUCCCACCUGUCUGUCUGCCUGGAAGAUAGCGAUUGCUGUACAGAAGCAGCAGACGGGAAGAUCAGAGGUGCAGAAACUUUACCAGCAAGCUCUUCAGAAACUGCCUCUGUGUGCUGCUCUGUGGAAAGAUUGGCUCCUGUUCGAAGCUGCAGCUGGAGGUAAAACUGACACACUGAACAAACUGGUUGCGAAAUGCCAGGAUGUGGGAGUGAGUCUGAGUGAGCCGCUCAGUGUACACUCUCACACUCAGGACUCGUGAAGUCUGCAGUCACUCCCUCGCUCCCUUCCUCCCUUCCUCCCAUCCUCCCUAUUCCCUUAAAAUCCCCCUCACACCACACUAUCCACCCCUUCACACAUCUACCACACACACUGCAGUAGAUAGAGCGGCGAGUGUGUGUGUGUGUGUGUGUGUGUGUGUGUGUGGGUCAGCAAGCUGAAGAACAUGAACUCCAGCUAAGCGAGUGUGUGUCCUCCAAGUCGUCCUGUACGUAAGUAUGGAGCUGAUCACACAGCUGCUGCUCUUUCAGUGUUUUUGUUUUAUAGUUGUGUGUUUUUAAUUCGAUUUUAUUUCGUUCGUCUGCGGCUCCGAGUUAACGGGACUCUCUCCCUCUCUCUCACCUACGCCACGUAGUGAUGUUCACAAAUGACAGUAUUUUAAAGAUGGCUUCCUUCAGCUAGACGUUUAUUUUCAGCGUAUAACCCGACGGAUGAGAGUGACUCUACACGUUCGGAGGUUGUUUUAAGGGCUUAGAAAAAAAAAAUUAAAAUAAAAAAAACAGGAUUUAAAUAUGGCUGCCAGUCAGAAGUAUUGUGUGAAUCGAACCUCGACAGUGUGGAGAUGUUUCUGGAGACUGCUGAAUCUGCCACAUGAUCUGAAUCUGCUCCGCCUCCGGCAGCCAAACACCAGUAACUUUAUGUGCAAGUGGUUUUUUUUUUUUUUUUUUUUUUUGUUUUUUUUCUUGUAAAAAAUCUAUCCAUUAAAAGUAUUCAGGAACAUGCAGGAAUGAUUUUUUUCAACUGUUUUAUUUUGUAAUUGAAAAAUGUUUCAAUUAAAUUAUUUUGUAAAGAGA
This is a messenger RNA of Hemibagrus wyckioides, 6883 nucleotides long. RefSeq names its product zinc finger C3H1 domain-containing protein (gene zfc3h1). The transcript has 35 exons. Lineage: Eukaryota; Metazoa; Chordata; Actinopteri; Siluriformes; Bagridae. Gene Ontology annotation, molecular function: protein binding. The record is from RefSeq and is a predicted model, not a curated record. Gene Ontology annotation, biological process: RNA processing. The coding region runs from base 190 to 6072 and encodes 1960 amino acids. Gene Ontology annotation, cellular component: exosome (RNase complex); nucleus.